Messenger RNA from Tupaia belangeri chinensis (Chinese tree shrew), 1948 nucleotides. It is a transcript of the gene DHCR7, whose product is annotated as 7-dehydrocholesterol reductase. The record is from RefSeq and is a predicted model, not a curated record. Gene Ontology annotation, cellular component: endoplasmic reticulum membrane. The transcript is spliced from 8 exons. NCBI's taxonomy places the organism in Eukaryota, Metazoa, Chordata, Mammalia, Scandentia, Tupaiidae. Bases 87 to 1514 code for a protein of 475 amino acids. Gene Ontology annotation, molecular function: 7-dehydrocholesterol reductase activity. Gene Ontology annotation, biological process: brassinosteroid biosynthetic process; cholesterol biosynthetic process.
UGCGGGCCUAUCACACGGGGCCGCUAGGUGGGCAACCUCCCGGGAACGCUGGUCUGGGCUGGAGCAAGCGGAGCGCGCAGGGCCCAAUGGCUGCAAAAUCCCAACCCAACGCUCCUAGAACCAAGAAUCCUACUGACAUCUCCAACGGCAGCACUGCACCUCAAGGGCAAUGGGGCCGUGCCUGGGAGGUAGACUGGUUCUCCCUCGCAAGCGUCAUCUUCCUGCUGCUGUUCGCGCCCUUCAUCGUGUACUACUUCAUCAUGGCGUGUGACCAGUAUGGCUGCUCUCUGACUGCCCCCAUAGUGGACCUUGCCACAGGUCAUGUUGGACUCUCAGACAUCUGGGCCAGGACCCCGCCUGUGACGAAGGAAGCAGCCCAGCUCUAUGUCUUGUGGAUCACAUUCCAGGUGCUUCUGUACAUAUCUCUUCCUGACUUCUGCCAUAAAUUUCUGCCAGGCUAUGUGGGAGGAGUCCAAGAGGGGGCUGUGACUCCUGCAGGAGUUGUAAACAAGUAUGAAAUCAACGGUCUGCAAGCCUGGCUCAUCACCCAUCUCCUUUGGUUUGUCAACUCCCACUUCCUGUUCUGGUUCUCUCCAACUAUCAUCUUUGACAACUGGAUUCCGCUGCUGUGGUGUGCCAACAUCCUCGGCUACACUGUGUCCACUUUCGCAAUGAUCAAGGGCUACUUUUUCCCUACCAAGGCUGAAGACUGCAAAUUCACAGGCAAUUUCUUUUACAACUACAUGAUGGGCAUUGAGUUUAAUCCCCGAAUUGGGGAGUGGUUUGACUUCAAGCUGUUUUUCAAUGGACGCCCUGGGAUCGUCGCCUGGACCCUCAUCAACCUGUCCUUUGCAGCUAAACAGCAGGAACUCUAUGGCCAAGUGACAAAUUCCAUGGUCUUGGUCAACGUCCUGCAGGCCAUCUACGUGCUGGACUUCUUCUGGAAUGAAACCUGGUAUCUGAAAACCAUCGAUAUCUGCCAUGACCACUUUGGCUGGUACUUGGGCUGGGGUGACUGCGUCUGGCUGCCGUACCUUUACACACUGCAGGGUCUGUACUUGGUCUACCAUCCAGUGCAGCUCUCCACCCCCCACGCGGUGGGCGUCCUGUUGCUAGGCCUGCUGGGCUACUACAUCUUCCGCAUGACCAACCAUCAGAAAGACCUGUUCCGCCGCACCGAUGGGCGCUGCCUGAUCUGGGGCAGGAAGCCCAAGGUCAUCGAGUGUGCGUACACGUCCGCCGACGGUCGGAAGCACCAUAGCAAGCUGCUGGUGUCGGGCUUCUGGGGCCUGGCCCGCCACUUCAACUACACAGGUGACCUGAUGGGCAGCCUGGCCUACUGCCUGGCCUGCGGCGGGGGCCACCUGUUGCCUUACUUCUACAUCAUCUACAUGGCCAUCCUGUUGAUCCACCGCUGCCUCCGGGACGAGCACCGCUGCGCCCUCAAGUACGGCAGAGACUGGGAGCGCUACAUCGCCGCUGUGCCUUACCGCCUGCUGCCCGGGAUCUUCUAAGGGGCAUCCCACGGAGAAGCGCCGGGGAGGCUGUGAAGAACAUUGGAGGGUUGAACGUUGUGGGCUUCGCACCACAGCUCCACCCUCUGGGAGCCUCAGUUUCCUCAUCUGCUAACUGGAACAAGUCUGGCACUUAUAGGUGUCCAGUAAUUGCGAGUGUUUUUUCCUUUCCCCUUUCCUGAGGGGAAUUCUAAGAGUUUACACCAACUGCCUUCUCACCAGCAGAAAUGACUCAUUUGUCUCUUGUGUCCCCCGAGGGCAGGAGGGUGGCCUGGUCACCUUUAGUAGCCCUUUGGUGGUAGAGUUUCUUUGUACUGGGAGCCGGGGUGCACCGCUCAGACACUGGUGUCUGACCUUUAUCAGGACGUCUUCCAGCUUCCAGUGAUUAGGACUGCACUGAUUCCACUAAAUUAAAGUGGCAGUGGGAUAAGUGA